UAGAGCAUUUUGCGUGACCCCAAUAGGUGACUGGCCGUACAGAAUCCUGCCCCGCGAUCGCUUCAACUCCCCAACCUUUCAACUUGAACCAACUUGUGCGCCAAUCACUGCCAAACUCUUUUCUUGCACUACUUAUAAUAGCUAUUGCAUAUACAAUGGCUACUGCUACUGCUACCACCACAACAUCGGGUGCGACACAGCCCCUGGUCACAAAGUGGUCUUCUCGAUAUCGUGGGGCCACUGUCGAAGACCUCGACCCCCCAGCCGCACUCUCACUCAACCCCUCCGAUGCCAUCUCCCUCGCCCUCAUGUCCGCCUUUGAGCGCGACUACACGCACCUUACCAUCGUCGAUGCCGACACCCGCGCGUUGCUAGGCUACAUAUCCAUUCCUCACCUCCAGUCCCUUCUCGACUCAGGCAAGGUCAAGCCUGAAGAUCAGCUCUCAGCCGCCAUGACACGCUUCCAGCGCAAGGGCCGUACCUACCAGGUCAUCACCAUGGAGACGACCCUCGAGGAGCUUGAGAACUUCUUCCGUGGCGGCGUACCUGAUGGGCCAUGGAAGCAGGAGUUCGCCGUUAUCACGGAUGAGAAGAGGAGGUUUGUCUUGGGCGUCGCGACAGUACAGGACCUCGAGGAAUUUGUAAAGCGAAGACCCGAGUAAAGUGGUAUUUUUAGCAUGUGAUAUGCCAGAGCUGGGACCUAAAUCCCGAGGAACAAAGGCCGCGGGAAUGUAGCGCAGGGAACAGAAGAAAACAAGAAUCAAGCAUCAUGGAUGGGCGUUGGGGGAAUAAUGGCCUGAGCAUCAUGGAGACUACGGCAGGCUCAUAACAGCCAGCCAGGCAGGAAAGCUGCUUUCAACAUAGCGCGAUAUGUGGGAUAAUACACAUUGGUGAACACAAAUGUUGUGUGGUGCAAUUGGUGCAUAGAAAUUCAGUUUAGGAUGACUUCAUUUCGGUCUGUCAAAUUAUAUUUGUCUCAUGAGCAACUGUUGCAUGAGUCACUGAGCGAUAAUCAAGCAUUGUUACCGUCAGUCGUCUAUACUAGGUCAAGUAAUGUUCUGGGGCAAUCCCAUCUCUAAGCCUGGUAGUCGUAGAUGAGCUUGGCGGUGACCUUCUUGUCACCCUUGGUCACCAAGAUGUGCCUCACAUAUCUCCUUUCGCCGUUGAUCUCCUCGAAGCCCCAGAUCUGAUUAGCGACCCAGCCGUUGUCGACGCUUUCGGCGAUGCUCUGGAUGAACUUGCCAUCGCCCUCGACAAGCCAGCCAGUCUUGAGGAAGUCCUCCUCAAUCUCAUCGAGAGUGACGAACCUGGAUCGACCCCUGACGGUGCCGAAGAGCCAGUCCGUGUGCUCACGGUUGUUGAAAUCAAGGCAGCGGUUCUCGUGAGUGCUCGUCAGGCCAGAGGCAGACUGGGUGAUGUCGAUGUGGGUGAAAACGUCGGUGGAUGUGUUGGGGGGCUUGGGAGGGGCGUUGUACUGGUUGAUGUCGACGGUGAUGGUAGCCAAGCCAAUUGCCUUACGAGUGAGGUAUCCGAUGCCCUGUAAGCUGAGGAUAGGCUCAGAGCUAUCGGAAAGAGUCUUGUUCUAUUGCGAACCACUGUCAGUGACAAGAUACAGGGGUGCAUUAUGUUGAAGCGGGGGAGAGUGUAGCAUACGAGAACCCAUUUACCACUGAGGUCAGAGGUGGUCUUUUCGGCGGGAGCAGCCAUUGUUGCGUUGAGGUUGAUAGGAAUAUCAAGAUGUGGGUAUUCGUGUAGAUGUUGUUUGAGGAGAAAGAAAAAAACCACGGUUUAGUAGGUUGUUGGUGGUAUUGACAAUAAGGCUGUGUUGCUGGCAGACGGUGGAUCGAAAUGACGCUAUCAAGGAUUCAAAGCGCAGCUGUAUGGUCCUUCCUCAGAGUAUAGACACGCCACGAAUAACCUGUACUACAGUUGAGACACGUAACAAUUUCACUGAGUGGGAAGUAGGUAAGUCCAAUGUCGAACCAGACAACUGGCCUCUCCUGGAGAGCCUUAUAUACCUAUCUUUUGUUUGCCAA
Messenger RNA from Fusarium odoratissimum NRRL 54006, 2036 nucleotides. RefSeq lists its product as uncharacterized. Bases 156 to 662 code for a protein of 168 amino acids. The transcript has 2 exons. NCBI's taxonomy places the organism in Eukaryota, Fungi, Ascomycota, Sordariomycetes, Hypocreales, Nectriaceae. The record is from RefSeq and is a predicted model, not a curated record.